Lachancea thermotolerans CBS 6340 is the source of this 1413-nucleotide messenger RNA. It is a transcript of the gene SAD1, whose product is annotated as mRNA splicing protein SAD1. Gene Ontology annotation, biological process: protein deubiquitination. The record is from RefSeq and is a predicted model, not a curated record. The transcript has a single exon. Bases 1 to 1413 code for a protein of 470 amino acids. Lineage: Eukaryota; Fungi; Ascomycota; Saccharomycetes; Saccharomycetales; Saccharomycetaceae. Gene Ontology annotation, molecular function: cysteine-type deubiquitinase activity; zinc ion binding.
AUGGCGCCAAGUCGCACAAUUGAAAUGGAGAAGAGAGCGCGUAGCCCAAGCCAGAGCUCCGACGGCACUCCUUCCAAGAAAAUCAGUUUAGCUGGAGCCCAAGUUCAACCCUACCUUGAAACGGUUGACGUGAGAAAGCUCGAUUUUGAUCUCGAGAAACUAUGCUCAGUAACCCUUUCACCAUUAAAUGUCUACUGCUGCUUGGUGUGCGGGAGGUAUCUCCAAGGACGCGGUGAAAAGACAGUCGCUUUCCUACACUCGAUCCAAGAGGACCACCACGUCUUUAUUAACUUUGUUUCAUUGAAAACAUAUCUGCUUCCUGAGAAUCGUGAAGUUCAGGGUGUGCAGCUUUUGGAAACGAUAAAGUUUGCAAUCUCACCCAAGUACACUCAAGAAGACUUAUUGCAGUUUCCUCGGAUGUGCUUCGACAAAUCGAAUACUCCGUACAUAAAUGGUUUUAUUGGUCUAAAUGACCUGGGCGACAAUACACACCUUAGCGUUAUUAUUCAAAUGAUGGCGCACAUAACUCCCAUUCGAGACUUCUUUCUCCUUGAAUCUCAGAGCAAAAUCGACGAUGAAUUAAUCAAGCGUCUUGCCUUACUGAUAAAGAAGUUGUGGUCCCCGCAUAUACUAAAGGCUCAUUUAUCUCCAUACGAGCUACUCCAACAACUGUCGCGGGUGAAUAAAAACGUGAACUCUGACAAUAGAAUUAAAGACCCCAAGAGCUUUAUGUUAUGGCUCAUUAAUUAUAUGAUUGCGAAAGCACAUCCACUUAAGAAGGUUUUGACACGUAAUAUGCGCGGCGAAGUCGAGGUCCGCUCAAUAGUUGUGAGAGAAAAAGGCACGACAGGAGAAAAAAAUCUCGAGUUUUUUGAAGACGAGGCUACCAAGACUAUUGUUCUUCCAAAGUUUUGGAGUCUAACCCUCGAUUUGCCGCCUGUAUCCCUUUUCAACGAGGGUUCAGACACAAACAGCAUUCCACAAGUAACGUUAGACUCCCUGCUUGGUAAAUUCAGUGGCCACAAAAAAAUUCCCACGAGAGAAGGUAUGAAACAAUACAAAAUUGUGAAGUAUCCUCGCUUUCUGGCGAUUAACUUUGAUAGGUUCAACUGGGACGCCGCCAUGCCAAUCCGCAACCGGAACAGGACCUUGGUAAAGUUUGCCGAUGCACUGCGUUUUGAAAAUAAAGAUUACAGGCUUAUUGCAAAUGUAACGCUGUACCCAGUUGGACAUAGCAGGAGCGGCGACGAGGACGUUGAUGACGAAGCCAGGUGGAAAAUUCAGCUUUCUAACCCGAAGAAUGCAGAAUGGUUUGAGAUUGAUGGAAAAAACGUAACGGCAAAGGAAAAGGAACUACUCUUUUUGGAUGAAGUAUAUAUCCAAGUUUGGGAGAUGGAGCAAAACAAGAGCUAG